AUGUGUGCUCACGAGACUGGUGAAAAGAAGACCUAUGAAUAUGACAGGGAGACUGGUGAAAAGAAGACCUAUGAAUAUGACAGGGAGACUGGUGAAAAGAAGACCUAUGAAUAUGACAGGGAGACUGGUGAAAAGAAGACCUAUGAAUAUGACAGGGAGACUGCUGAAAAGAAGACCUAUGAAUAUGACAGGGAGACUGGUGAAAAGAAGACCUAUGAAUAUGACAGGGAGACUGGUGAAAAGAAGACCUAUGAAUAUGACAGGGAGACUGGUGAAAAGAAGACCUAUGAAUAUGACAGGGAGACUGCUGAAAAGAAGACCUAUGAAUAUGACAGGGAGACUGGUGAAAAGAAGACCUAUGAAUAUGACAGGGAGACUGCUGAAAAGAAGACCUAUGAAUAUGACAGGGAGACUGCUGAAAAGAAGACCUAUGAAUAUGACAGGGAGACUGGUGAAAAGAAGACCUAUGGAAACUAUUGUCUCAGAGAGUGUUGA
Messenger RNA from Salvelinus namaycush (lake trout), 495 nucleotides. Its product is annotated as processed variable antigen-like. The record is from RefSeq and is a predicted model, not a curated record. The coding region runs from base 1 to 495 and encodes 164 amino acids. The transcript is spliced from 2 exons. Lineage: Eukaryota; Metazoa; Chordata; Actinopteri; Salmoniformes; Salmonidae.